AUGGCUGCCGGCGUGAUCCGGCCCCUGGGUGACUUCAGGCUGCCCCUGUUGGCCCACCAGCCCUUCCUGCCCCCUGACCUGGAGCUCCCAGAGACUUCUGAGGAAGAAGAGGAGGAAGGCGAGGAAGAGGAGGGCGAGGAAGAGGAGCAGCAGGAUGGAGGGUGGACAGGGAGUGGUCCUGGCCCCCAGGUUCCCCUGCAGGGCCCUGGCAGCCCCGAGACGCCACUACGACUGCUGCGCUUCUCCGAGCUCAUCAGCGGUGACAUCCAGCGGUACUUUGGCCGCAAGGAGGAGGGGCAGGACCCAGACAUGUGCGGGGAGCUGGACCGGGCAGAGCUCGAGGGGGCCCCUGGGCCCGGGCAGCCGGAGGGACCGCUGGGUGGGGCGGCGCUGGGGCCGCUGGCUGAGCUCUUUGACUUUGGGCUGCGCCGGUUCUCGUUGGCAGGCGCAGCGGCUGUGGGCCGCAGGCUGAGGCUGGAGCGCAAGUACGGCCACAUCACCCCCAUGACCCAGAGGAAGCUGCCCCCAUCCUUCUGGAGGGAGCCAGCACCCAGCGCCCUGGGCCUGCUGCACCCCGGCACCCCGGACUUCAGUGACCUGUUGGCCAGCUGGUCAGCAGAGGCCGGCCCCGAGCUGACGGGCGCCCAAGCCCUGGAGGGGGCUCAGCUGACAGAGGCCUAG
Messenger RNA from Ochotona curzoniae (black-lipped pika), 681 nucleotides. It is a transcript of the gene PERCC1, whose product is annotated as proline and glutamate rich with coiled coil 1. The coding region runs from base 1 to 681 and encodes 226 amino acids. The record is from RefSeq and is a predicted model, not a curated record. The transcript has a single exon. Lineage: Eukaryota; Metazoa; Chordata; Mammalia; Lagomorpha; Ochotonidae.